UUGCGCGGGCUCGCACUUGAAUCCCUCCUCCUGUCUACUGAAGCACACAUACGAGACAUAUAUACGAGGCAUAUACACAUACGUCUCGCUGCCAUCAUUGGAGAGCUUCCUGCUGAUCAUAUCGCAUUGCCAAUUGUCCAGUGGUGCCGCUCACUCACACUCGCUUUAGCCAUCUGGAAGGACCCCCGUCACGCCUCCCAUCUUCACACACCUCGGUACUGUCCGAGCGUCUCCUCAGCCUGAACAAGCUUACACAGCCCGAAACAAGGGCAGACAAUAUCACCAAUGUACCAAUCACAACGCCAUAGGGCCGGGUCUGUGUCGAGCUUGAGCUCGAACCCGCAGUCUAGGGUCCCCAGGGACCUCAGUACGUCGUCUCUGAUUGAUCUGGACCCGAAGUUCACCAGGGCUUCACGGUCAAAGCAGCAAUUGCACUCGCAUGCUAUGUCGAGCACGCCAUCGAUGGUGUCCUCGAAGUCCCGCGCCAUACCUCGCUCACAGAGCUUCCAGCAGGUGCCGACAAUAGCUGUCAAUGAACAAAGGCUACACCGUGCACAAGGCUCCGGUAAGCUGAGGAAAUCGGAGUCUUUGACCGUGAUUCCAACCACUAGAAGGCCAUCCGUGGAGAGAGUACAAGUCCAGCAGUUUCGAAACCACAACCAGUUCAGCAGCAACGGUGCUUUCCCUCAUAGGCAGCCAUUUCACGGUGAUAACUAUCAACUCCAGCAACAUGGACCACCACAUCAGCAACAAAUACACGAACAACAGCAACAAUCACAGCCGCAGCAGUCACAGCCCUUACGUCGUCAUGCCAAUAGACCAACGCAGUCGUUCAUGUUCCCCAACGGUGAGGUGUACAUUCCAAGGAACAAACAGAGAGGCUCUCUCAGCAAUUUAAACAAGUUGAACACCACAGUGGUGCCGCAAUCGAGAGGACCUUCUUCUGCACCGUCAAUGCUGGCGAGACCGAUGUCCAAUCACAGCUCUUCUGGAGGACACUCAUCGUCAAACUCUUCCUCCACCAUUGUCAGUGACAAUGGUGUGUCGACCACCAGUAAUACCCUCUCCAUUAGAGAUAAUACGCUGACGUUAUCGUUUCCAACCUCGUCGGCCUCACCAUCGCCAUCUCGGACCUCAAGGACCAACUCUAGCCUCGGUGAAAGCACACCGCCAUCCUCUGUCGAUGACUUUACCGUGAACAGCAAUGGCUCAACAAGUGGGUUCAUGGGGAAACCUGGCGACGGCUCCGUUGUAUUGUUACAGAAGAUUGAAGAGCUGAGCUCUACAACCGACGAUACAUUGACCAGGCAGCAUCAGCACAGCGAGCAUAAUAUUAAUACGGACGACAAAAGCAACAGUGCUACACCUGGUGAUGUUGAGAAUACAAAGAGUCCUGUUGACGUGAGAAGAGAGGACAGAUCACAACGGGUUCCUUCUCCACCGCAGAUUCAACUACCUGCUCAAAAGAGGGAGUCUCAGCAACUCAAAGCUUCAAUAGCUCAAGAGAAGCAGCAUGCUACAGCACCGCCAGCAACGUCGCUGCAGAAAAGACACACCAAGGUUGAAGUUGAGAGAAAGCCUUCUGGGUUGAAGAAGUUCCUGUCAAGGAUCUUCUCAUCGAAGAAGAAGAACAAACACGCUACGAACCAAAUACCGAAAUCACCAUUAUCAAGAGUUAUCAAUGACGAUUCGUCCACGAGUGUCUGCAAUGCUCCAGCUGUGGAUAAACAACAAGCAGCAACACCAGCAUUAGAACAUCACCAACACCAAGAACAAGAGCAGGAACAAGUAUUGGUGGUGCAACCACCAAUAAGCGCCGAUAAUGGAAGGACACAUGAAUCUAAUAGCGUUGACGAUACUUUCUCCUUCUUGGAAGGCGAUGAGGACGCUGGAAUCAAUGUUGCACAACUGCCAUUGGACGUUGCUGACGGUGACUUUGACGAUGAUGAUUACAAGAGCGAGCUGAUACUGGACACUCUGUUCUCCAGGCUCUCAGGCACAAGUGACGUGAAGAGCAUCGACUUGAAGAAGAGAGAUAAGGAGCCGCAACAGAAACAAAGAGCUGUGCAGCCUUCAGAUGCGGAUGACGAGGACUACGUCAUGACGUUUGACGAUAUGGAGUUCAUUGAGAAGAUCACAGAGUUUGGUGAAACGUCGUUCCCUGAUUUGGCACAGCCUGACAUGGGGCAAUCGCAUAGGAAGCUGCUGAGAUCCAAAUCUAUCGAAAGACGCAGAUCGAUCAGAUCUAUCAGCUCUUCUUCCAAGUGGUCGACACAGGCAAACACCAACUCGGUGUUUGUUCCUGAGACCGUGCCUCUUGAGCAGAUGACGGUGGUCACAACCAACAGGCUAAAGUCGCCUGUGGAAGGUGACGCCGUGGUGGUGGAGUCGAUUAUGAAACAUGGCAAUGCGCUGGAUAAUAAGGCGGUGAAGUCUGUACAGUUUGACAACAGGGUGUUCGUCAACGUUACGUAUCCCUCCACUGUCUACAACCGUCAUUCCGUGCCUGUCUCAAGCUACAAGCUCGGUCCACAGAUGGUCCAGCACAUCAGACGUGAGCUCAACGAAUUCAAGAGACACAUGGUUGUCCACCAACAGAGCAUCGCAAACACGCACUUCUUCAGACCGUAGGGUUCGUUUACCAUACAAACAAGGCUCAUAUUUAUAUUCCAGCGUGCGUACACGC
Williopsis jadinii is the source of this 2686-nucleotide messenger RNA. RefSeq lists its product as uncharacterized. The transcript has a single exon. Bases 286 to 2631 code for a protein of 781 amino acids. NCBI's taxonomy places the organism in Eukaryota, Fungi, Ascomycota, Saccharomycetes, Phaffomycetales, Wickerhamomycetaceae. The record is from RefSeq and is a predicted model, not a curated record.